AUGAACAUGGACGGCAGUCGGACUCCUGCUGACAUGAACGGAUCGAGCGAGUCUGCUCGGCCGGGCAAGAAGUCAACACCUGUACCAACAUCCCGGCGCUCGUCAGAUUCAAAGGUCACCAAACCAAAGAGAAGUGUGGUCCAUGUGGCGUGUGCUUGUUGCAGACGGCUUCGCAUCAAGUGUGACGGACUCAGACCAACGUGUCAACCAUGCGCUAAGAGGUACGAGGACUGUGUGUAUGAUGUCGAAGCCAAUACGACACGGUCCAAUGCACUGAAACGCAAGAACGAAGAUCUGGCAAAGGAGAACGCACAGCUCCACGAACUGUAUGACUUCCUGCGAAACCGCCCAUUCGUCGAGGCCGAAGAGAUUUUUCGUCGCAUUCGAAGCACUGAGAAUCCUCUUGAUGUCUUACGCCAUGUCGCUACUGCCGAUACGCUCAUGGCACAGACGACCACCUCGAACAUGCAGCCUCAGAGCCAUGAUGCGCAAUCCAGUAAGACCAACGGCAGCCACGUUCCGAGACCUGGCUCGACAAAGUAUGAUCCUGUCUACGACCGUCAGUGA
Molecule: messenger RNA, 567 nt
Organism: Aureobasidium pullulans EXF-150
Lineage: Eukaryota; Fungi; Ascomycota; Dothideomycetes; Dothideales; Saccotheciaceae
Exons: 2
Coding region: 1-567 (188 amino acids)
Biological process (GO): regulation of DNA-templated transcription
Molecular function (GO): zinc ion binding; DNA-binding transcription factor activity, RNA polymerase II-specific
Source: RefSeq, a predicted model, not a curated record